CUUUUUACACAGUAGUACAUUCCACACGAUGAUGAUGUACACAGCAGCACUGUGCUUACUGAUUGUUUAACAAAAUCGUCCUACUUUUUGCAUUAAAAUCUCUGUUGAUUAGAUAUUUAUGUAAGUGCUACGAUACAGUUGACUUCGAUUAGAAGAUUUAAUGUUAUGAGACCGGAAACGCAACUAAUGAGAAGGCCCCACAUCUAACUUAACUUCACGUCCAAGUACAACUGACAAGCCAUGGAUGGCAUUCUGUCAGACAACUCCGAUCUGAAAGUGGGUAUCAAACACAAAGACAUCAAGAUAAAGAAACCUGCUCUGGAAGACAGCACACAGAACCUGGCUCCUGAACCAUUAGGUGUUGUGUACAAGCUACGAGACAUUAACAAGGAACUUGUAGAGGCUUGGACAAAAGAGUUUGAUGGCUAUGAAAGAGUUAACAUUUCUGAAGGAGAUAUCUUCAAAAACGCUCCUGCUGCUGAUGCAAUAGUUUCCCCGGCUAACAGUUUUGGCUUCAUGGAUGGAGGAAUCGACAUGGCGCUAUCGAGACAUUUCGGUUGGCAAUUAAUGAAUCGCCUUCAAGAAAUGAUAAUGACCGAGAAGAAUGGGGAACUGUUAGUUGGUGAUGCAUUAAUAGUCCCCACCUGCCAGCAGUUUUGGGGUAAAUCCGACCGCAACUCUUGCUGGGGAGCUUAUAACCAGGGUACGCCGAUCAAGUUUCUCAUCUCAGCUCCCACGAUGAGGGUGCCGGAGGAUGUCUCCAAUAGCAUCAAUUCCUACUUGGCAUUUCGAGCCAUUAUCUUAUCAGUUCAAAAACACAACUCCAAGCCCGAUGCAAUACCCAUCCGCAGUGUGCUGUGCUCAGGCUUAGCGACGUCAGUAGGCUGCAUGCCGCCGAAGAAAUGUGCAAAACAGAUGAAGAAUGCUUAUGAUAUCUAUGAAGAGCAGAAGAGGGAUGACUUAAGGAACCCAGACAGUUUGGGAAUCGUCUGGGAUCAUCAUAGGUUUAUGCAAUCAUCAAAGGAGUUUGGUGAAUUUGUCUACCAAGAAGACAGUUGAUGAGGGUACAGAUAACCUAUGAAUGUACAUACAUGUAAGCCUGCCAGGCGCACCAUAAGGACCCAUCCAAAUAUUUAAUAGUCUCCAGGCCAGCUUGACUGAAUAUUUGAAAAGGUUGUCUGGUUUUUAUGUUUUACAUCGAUCCACAUUUGCUAUUUCCGUGCAUCAUGAACAAAUCGGUAUGUCCGUGCAACAAGGUUGUAUAUCUCUUAAAAUGGCGUGUGAUGUCAUAACGCAGGUUUUCAAUGUCAAAAGGUCAUAUCUCGCUUAAAAUAACCUGGAUGUACACUGAAAGUCGAGAUACGCGAGAUAAGACCUUGUUGGAUGGAGAGUAUUCGCUAGAGAUGCAACCUCGUUGCACUCACGUGAUGAACAAUUUAUUUUGUAAAUCAUUGCCAUCUUUUAAUGCAUUUGAUUUGUUGGGUAUACCACAGAUCUUCCUAGAAAUUU
Molecule: messenger RNA, 1509 nt
Organism: Patiria miniata (bat star)
Lineage: Eukaryota; Metazoa; Echinodermata; Asteroidea; Valvatida; Asterinidae
Exons: 9
Coding region: 241-1059 (272 amino acids)
Source: RefSeq, a predicted model, not a curated record